This is a messenger RNA of Porites lobata, 6616 nucleotides long. Lineage: Eukaryota; Metazoa; Cnidaria; Anthozoa; Scleractinia; Poritidae. The record is from the annotation of a GenBank genome assembly.
GUCGCAUGGACUCAAAACAUGUUGUUCUCUGUUUGAAGAAAGUGACACAGUUUUACAGCAGUUCCUUCUACGACAAUGAGCCCAAGAAUCGCACACUGAUUUUUAGAAUCACAAGAUGCCUGGUAGAGGAAGGGGUAGGCAGGUCAUAACAUCGAAAGAGUACACGGGGCCACUUCGAAGACCAGGUGAAAAGCCAGCGACAACCUCUACAUCGCAAGAUGGCGGGAAAUACUCUUCUUCCGCUCCGAGCGAAAGUGAAAAGGGUGAGAGAGUGCUUUAUUAUUUUCCCAGUUAAAUUUAGAGAUAUGAUUAAACAACAUAUAUAAGCAAAUCCUUUAUGGCACAAGGUUAAAGGCUUCUAUUCACUGCCUCAAUCUCGAUCUUCUUAUUAUACAAUUCGGAUCUUUCAUCUUCCUUGACUUAUUAAUAAUUUUGUAUGCCAUUUGAAGUGUAGUGACCGUUUUCUCGUUAGGAUCUUAUACAUGUUCAAAUUUGAAUUUUAUCCAGAUCAAACGGUUGCAGAAUAUAAGCUUAAGCUUAUAAUUAUACAAAUGAGAUUAAGUCAACAGGUGAUAUUAAACUUUGCUUUUGUUUCUUAAAGUAAAGAAAUAGUUUUAACGAGAGUGUAACAUGGUAUGAUGCAGUGCUGUGUGUGACUACUUGCGUUCAUACAGUUAGGAACUUCAGAAUGCCUGGCCACUUUUCUAAAUGCUGCACGAGGCAUAUACAAUAGUUUCUUUUGUCAUUCAAGGAGAUGUAAACAUUAAGUGGCUGGGUAUUCUGAAGUUUAGCCUAUGUAUUAUGAAAGAACCAUACUCUGCAAGUUUCUUUGACGUUCUGCCAGAACUUUUUGUACCGUUAUUUGAAAUAGUUAAUGAUCCACCUUUGGAGGAACCAGCCCAUGAUAAACAAGCUGAAGAUACUGGGACAAGCCAAGAUUCAGAGGAAAAACUAUUGAAAGCCAGUGAGCAAAAGGAGUCAGAGGAGAGUGAUGUCUCACCUCAAAAGACAGAAGUUGUUAAUACUGCUUUGUCGAAAGUCAAGGAGGAAAGUAUUGUAAACACUUCUACAAAAAUUGAGAAGAACGAUGAAAAGGCUGCAGAACCAGCUGAAGUGAAAAGUGGUGUUUUAAAAACAACAACUGGACAACAAGCAGAUAAGAUAACUAAGUUAUCACCACUUGCGGCAGAGUUUAUUCCAAAAACUGGUUACAAUCUACAGUCUCUAGUAGAAGCACCAGAAUUUGUUCCAAAGUCAUUCUCUCAACAAGGCCGGAGACCUCCAAUGCUCCGACAGCUGAGCGAUAAACCUGAGAAUGAGUUGAUGAACUGUGUGAAAGAUGUGUUGUUUGGUUUAACGCAAACUCCUGGCGAAUUGGAUUCUUAUGUGGAGACUUUGGUGAAGAUGUUGCAAAAGUGGCUGAGUUCUCUUGAUUCCUUGCAGGAAAUUGUGGAUCUCAUCUUUGAUUAUGUAGGUAUAACUUUAACAGUGGUUCCACUGAGUAUUUUAUUUUACUGGCAGUGCUAACCCUUUUAAACCAAAAAUCUGCAUUUAUUCGUAUUUUUUGCACUGUACUCCAUAUUGAUCCCCCCUCCCCCACUUCUCCUGGCCUGCCCGUCACAAUUCAAAUAAUGGCAAGCAUUGUUGAAUUAAUUUCACUAGCUGUGGAAACCAUUUGUCUCCAAGUUAACUGUGACUGUUUCUUUUCUUAGUCAAUAACAGAACCUAAUUUCCAGUACAUGGCAGCCAAACUGUGUAACUUAUUAUCAAAAAAGGACAAGAACAUUGUAACUAAAAAUGGUGAAAAUUUUCGCAGUGUGUUUCUCAACAGGUACUAAAGUGCAUGUAGUAAUAGUUCUGGAUGCUUUAUUUUUAGGGCUUCCAUUUAGAGAACCAUAGUAAAGACAGAUUUAAGACAACUAGCCAUACUUAUCUCAGCUCUGUUUUCAGUCAUGAACAUGCUUUCAAAUGGACCUUGUUCAUUAAUGUCAGCUAAAAAUGUAUUUUUAGCUAAGCAGAAAGUUAAUACCAGCUCCAGGAAGAUCUCCUUUUGGUGAUCCAUCCUGGAGGUAAUCUGGCAGGCAUUCAUCAUGCCCUUGGUCAAAGCACUGUCUGUUGAUUUUCCAGCCUAGUUUGUCCUUUUACUCACUUCAGGUAGCUUCUUUCAACUUUUCAAGAUUUCUUGUCAUUUUGUUUUUCCAGAUGCAAAGAUGAACAUAUAAAGCGAGAGGCAACCCUGCAAAAUACAGCUACUAAAGCACUUCUUCUUGGCUUUGCAAUGUUUGAGGCUGAGCUCUUUUGCAACUACAGAGUAAGUUUUUUUUUCUUUUUUUCACUUUUAUGCAUUUUAAUACAAAAAUAAGUUAACAACUAAGAGUGGCUUUAGUGCUAGUCGUCUGCAGUCAGGCGGUAUGUGUAUGCCCAGUGGUUCACUACAUCUGUCACGUGAUUGGAUGGCAUGUGGAGUUUCCUUUGUACAGUGUUUUUUUACGGAGGUUUUCCCCACCGUCUUCUUUCCCUGUUCUCUCUCCAUUGAUAAUUUUUUUUUUCAGUGUGAUGGGUAAAUUUUGAAUGUAUGUAUAGCCCUUAGGUGAGAGUCACCCAUUAAAAGUGUUUCACAGAGGGCUGAUAGAAAUGCUGAACACCCUUCUACAAAACCAUUCAGAGGAUUGCCUGAAAUGUAUUGGAAAGAUGUUAAAGGUAAAGAAGUUGUUUGAUUAAAACUAGUUUGCACUUUGAUGAUAUUGGUAAGUCCGCGAUUGACUUGUUGGGAUCAAAUCAAAGUGUUCACUGGUUUUUUACUUACCUAAGUGUCUCAAAGUUUCUUGGGCUUUGAAAUUUUGUACUAUUCCUCAGUCACUCUGGUAGCUGGAGAAAAUAGCCAACAUUUUGUGACGCCAUCACUGCUCUCCUUGCUCAAUGAUGUGUAGAGAAACAGGUGCAGAAAUUCCAUACUGAUGAUGCGUCACUACCCAGAUCUGGAUAGUGCUUCUGAUUGGUUGAAGCAAAUGUAUCUCAUGGCGGUCAACCAAUUAGAAGCACUUCCCAGAUCUGGGUACUGACACAUCAUCAGUAUGAAAUUUCUAAGAUUGUUUCUCAGAUGUCAUUUUGUAGAGCCUGAGCCAUAAUUAUUAUGGCUCAGGCUAUCACUCUGGAGAAUUUCUAGUGAACACUUUUCUUUAAGCUACAAUGAUGCAUUUUUAAUAAUUUGUCCCUAUCUUUGGAAUGCAUGUAAGUUGCUAUUUGAAACAGGUUGUGAUAUUUUAUUCUCUUGUUAAUAGUAACAUUUUCUGCACAUUUUUUAGAUGACAGGCUUUCUUCUGGAUGAUCCUCAAUUUUUGCAAAUUGAGAAAGACCGCAAAGAAAAAGUUGAUAAAGUUUUCAACGAUGUCAACAACCUGUUAAAAGACUCUAGUCUGUCAGAAAGGUAAUCAUACUCCUUGUACAGUUUGACAUCAGUAUUCCAGUCUUUAAGUAUGAAUUUUUUUUAGUGUGUUGGGGCAGGGAAGAUUUGGGGACGGGGAAGUGGGGAAAAAGUUGCAAAGCCAUGAUUGUUUGAUUAUCUAAGGAAAAGUGUUAAUUUUAUGGUGUGUAUGAAACCAUUGGAUAUCAAGAGGGUCUUAAAGUCAUCACUCAGUGCCUUUAGCCAUUAUUAAACAAAAUGCUCUUCUUAAGUAAUGAAGAAGAUACAUGUAUCAAACAAAUUUCAUCGGCGACCACUAACCAUAAUUUUUGUUUUGCUAAUUUUUGUUGGCAUAGCAUUAAAACUUGAAAACCUUGGCCCAACUGUUUCAAGUUUCAAUCCAUGUUCAUCCUUGCCAUGUGUUGUGAUAGAAAACAGUUUCAAUGCCUACCAUAUAGUCUUAAGAAACUAAAUUGGACCAGUAUUUUUGGAAUUCAAUUGAGCUUUUAAAAAGAUAGCAAAUAGCUUGGCAUAGCCUCUUUAAGUUGUAUGGCUGGUAAAUAUAUAUUUUUUUCUGGUGUCUUGGCAGUGUCACAGAAUUAUUGUCAAAAGUGAUAGAACUAAGAGCUUCCAACUGGGGGAGCGGGACAAGUGAGGGAGCUGUUGGAAAUUACCCUGUUUAUCCUUCAGAUGAUGGAUAUUACUAUUCUGAUUAUCCCCUGGGCAUGGUAAGUUCUUUAUAACAGAUUUGUCACAAGUUACCUUUAAAAAGUGGGGUAUUUUUUGUGUUGCAGUUUUGUUUUACGUUUAUUCUGUUCUUUGUCAAUGGUAAUUUCUGAUUAUAAGUCAGGAUAAAAGUAAAAAAAUAAUUAGACCAAAGGAAAAAAAAAGUUAGAUAUGAAAAUUAUUGCCAUUUGUCAUGCAAAUGACACUAAUAUUCAAAUGAAAGAUUUUCCAGUGGACCUCAUUUUGAAUUGGUGGGUUUUGGAAACUCGGAAAUAGCCUGUUUAAUUAUAGCCUGUCCAUAGUUGUUUUUAACGAAUCUCAUGCCUUUGUGCAAGCGGUCAAUAGCCUCCCUCCCCAGACUUAAUUUCCCCCACCUCUGCGGUUUUUAUUUUCAUACGCACACUUGACGAUCUCUGAAGAGAGCUAGAGGGCCUGCGUGAAAGGACUAGUUAAGUUACUGCCUUUUGAUGUUUUAGGAUGAAUUAAGCUUACAAGACGACUUGACUCCUGUGACAAACCCAGGUGAGAAAGAUUUGAAAAGAACAUAUGUUAAUUUCAAAGUGUAUCAGCUUGGUACCAACCGAAUGACCUUAUUACAGACAAUUCAUGGCAUUAAUCAGUCCACUGACUUGCGAACCCCAGUCUUUCAUGGACAGUUUUUUCAUUGAAGAUGCAUUAUGUGUCCUUGAUUGAGCCCGAUUACAUUUUCUGUUUCCUUCAGCAAAAAUGGUGACUCCGAGCAGGAAAUAUAUCCUUCCAUGAAAAAGAGAAAAACUGCUACUGCGCCGCCAUGCAUUGAAUAAUUUUUAGAAGUAUGGUGUGUCGUUUAGCAUGAAGACCCCUCAAGUAAACAGGAUGGGCUUUCCAGUUAUGUGUGAAAGUCAUAUCAGCGCGAUAUCAUGCUGUAUUACCUAGACACGCCUUAAAGGGGACCUUUUUCAGAGGCAUCCUGUUAAUAUAGGUUUGUUCUCCUAUGCAGAUCAAUGGAGCGACUAUUAUGAUGAUGUAGAUGAACCAUCUCUGAUGCAGGAGACAUAUAAGUACUACUUUCCAGACCAGUAUAAUGAUGAUGAUGAAUACUACGUGUAAGUGGUACAAAUUCUUGUCCUAUGUGAAAUGUUGGCUAAUUUUUUAGUACCAGCUUCAUCGGUAUAGCGUGUUUUAUAGCCCUUAUUUGUGUUCAAAGACUCCGACCAGUGCUCAGAAAUUCGUUAAUUCGAAUCUCCAUUGUGCACAUCGACCUUUUUACACCUCUGGGAGGCUGAGGCGAGAAAAUGAAAAGUGUGGGGGACAUUGGAUGCUUGCAACUCCGUGAUAAAAUCUUGCAUCUUUCUUCUUAUUAGUAAACUCAAUUUAUGCAAAUGUCUGAAUCUUGCCACUAUUGAGUUAUUUCCGUGUCACCCUAUGUAAGUUAAUUCAAGACGGUCGUGGAUUCGGGAUCAAAGGUAUUGGAUUCCUAGUCAUUGAAACUUAGAUUCCGAAUUCCGAUCACUGGUGAGACGCGGAUUUCUGGAGCUGGAUUACAGAUUCAAAACUUCAGGAUUCUGGAUUCCACGAUAAAAAAUUUCAGGAUUCCAGAUAAUUCCGUAAGAUUUUCCAGCCUGUACAGACCCCCUACUCCUCAGGAAAAAUCGGAGAAGGUUCUCCUGAGGGAAGGUGGGGAGGUGGGGGUCUGUGCACAGGCUAAGAUUUCCCGGAUUCUGGAAACCGGAAUACUUUACAUGAGAUGAUCCGUAAAAUUUUGAUUGAUUGAGGACUUUGCUUAUUUCCUUUCUGUUUUCAGUCCAAAUGAGGAUGAUAGCGGAUAUUAUGUUGAAGAGGAUCCUGAAUUUGAUGAUGAAAUACAUGAAGAAUUCGAAAAGUUUUUACAAGAACAAGAAGGCUUAUUCAACUGAAAUUGUGAGAGCAUCACCGUCGACAUUCCAAGUACUAACUCACAGUAAUGUUGCGGUAAUUAAGGAGCGAAGCACGUGCUUUUCUACCCGAAGAAUGACGGACUUAAGUCUCAGACUAGGUUUGCUGUGUUUUGUUGCGAGCCCUGUUGCACCCAGAGUAGAUCAGUUAUAUAUGAGAUGUGUAAUAUAAUUUAAACUUUUGAUUCGACGGACGAAAUCCUUAGGUGUGACCAAAAUUGCUCUUUCAUUGCUUUCAGGCGUGUUGUUUAUAGUUCUAAGUAUUGAGACUGUGGUUGAAAUCCUCAGGUAGUUUAAGGUAUGAACAUUUAAAUGGCGUCUCUUCAGAAGCACUUUCACUUGGUACUUUUUGUUUUGCUUCUUUUUUUCAAUAUUUUACAACAUGAAACUCUAAUUUUUCUUGAAUUUUGAAUGAUAGUCUUAUAAGAUUGCCGUAUUUGGCGCUAAACUAGAUGUAUUAAGACAACGACGAUGUCAAAUCUAGGCUUAUUACUGGUGUGUGAGUAAAGACGGAGAUUAAAGUGUACCAGCUCAGUUUUCGACUUCAUGAAAAUAAAAUUUUUCUUUGACACUU